Molecule: messenger RNA, 1392 nt
Organism: Suillus subaureus
Lineage: Eukaryota; Fungi; Basidiomycota; Agaricomycetes; Boletales; Suillaceae
Product: cytochrome P450
Exons: 15
Coding region: 1-1392 (463 amino acids)
Molecular function (GO): monooxygenase activity; heme binding; oxidoreductase activity, acting on paired donors, with incorporation or reduction of molecular oxygen
Source: RefSeq, a predicted model, not a curated record
AUGCGUCCGACAAAGCUCUUCCUCGAUAUUGUGGCUUGUCUUGUAGUGGUAGUGGUGAUUGCUCGGGCUUCUCGUCCUAGAUUAAAGAAUGGCCUUCCUCUCCCACCUUCCCCUCCCAAUUGGAGACUUAUGGGACACUUCCUUCCCACUCGCAACUCAUUUCUCACUGUAGCGAAAUGGAUUGACGAGUACGGUCCUCUAAUUACCAUUCGCACAGGAACUGAGACAGUUGUUAUUAUCGGCCGCUACAAAGCUGCGGUGGACAUUAUGGAGAAGCGGGGCGGAGUGCUGGCUGAUCGUCCUUCCAUGAGUGCUGGACAAAUGCUUACCGGUGGAUUGACCAUCGCAUUUGCACGCGCUGGGGACAGAUUUCGUCGGAUACAUAGAGCACUUCAUACGCAUCUCCAGCCUAAAGCAGCUGAGGCUUAUGCUGUGACGACGGUUUUGACAGUGGCAUAUGGGAAGGCUACGCCCACGUCUGCAGCUGAUCCCGAAGUUAGAUCGGUUCGUCAGCUCAUGAGUGUAUUUCGGACAGUCCUGCGCCCUGGCGCUUACUGGGUGGACACGAUCCCCUGGCUCAGAUGCGUUGCUUGGUACGGCAGAAAUUUUAAAAGGGAGUUUGAGAGCAACCGGAAACUUUUCGCUAUCUUCCAGAGCGAUGUGGACGUCGGUCCUUCGUUCGGGAGAUAUUUGCUAGAAAAUGAACAUCUCCUUGGCUUGUCAGAGUUAGAGAUGCAUUUUCUUUCUGGCACCUUUUUUGCAGCUGGAAGCGAUUCGUCUGCGGCAGCGAUAUGCACGGUCCUAAUGGCAGCUGCAUGUUUUCCCGAGGAGCAAGCUAAAGUUCAGGCUGAGUUUGAUGAAGUCGUAGGAAGGCACAGAGCACCAACCUUCGCUGACCAACAAGCCCUUCCUCUGCUGUCGGCUUUCAUCUCCGAGGCUUUGAGAUGGAGACCGCUGGGUCCCAAUGGGUUUCCUCACCGAACAACUAAAGACGUGAUUUGGGAAAACUAUUGCAUUCCCGCCGGGACUACGGUUCUCGGUAGCCAUUGGGCCAUCUCGCGAGAUUCAGAAGUUUACCCUGAUCCUGACGUGUUCAAGCCUCAGCGCUGGAUUGAUGAUCAAGGUCAUUUGAGAGACGAUCUCGCAUUUUUCAUCUAUGGGUUUGGUCGGCGCGUAUGCCCCGGUCUACACCUUGCGAACCGAUCGGUGUGGAUCAACUCGGUCCUUCUUUUUUGGGCAUUCCGGCUCACUCUAGAUCCUACGAAGCCAUUGGAUGACGUGGGUUUCAUGCGUGUGGCGAUGCCACAUGUCUCUUGCCCUAUCGUAUUUACACCGAGGGUUCCAGAUGCGGAGCUCAGGCGCAUCAUGUGUAUUUAUCCUGAAGUCGAAUGA